GCAUUAGUUUCCCUCCCCUUGCUUAUAUUCCCCUGUCUAAACACGUUCUUUGUUCUGUAAAGUGACUGUUUCUACUAUAAUAACAGAUUGACAAUGCCACAACAAGCACCAGUUUUAGAAUUUCCGAUUGGAUUUGAAAGCAUUAUGAACGUAGAUCCGACGUACGAUCUUCCAUGUCCAAAAUGCCUGCCGAAUAGCCUUGAAGCAUUUGAGAUUGAGUUGGUGAAAUGGCUAGAUCUUGAAAGCCACGCGUGCAAACCAGUUAUUAUGGCAGUACUCGAAAACGAUCCGUCUUAUACCGAUUAUGAACAUUUCUAUAGGAGCUCGAUAGUAUCUGUAUAUCAUCCGUUUCUUCAUAUAGAUGAUGAUACUGUAAGAAUGAGCCUGUCCUGUUACAGAAUCGUGCAGACUAAAUUAAUUGCUCUUCUUACUACAAUUGACAAGGUUGUAGAAGAGGCUCCCGAAGAUGGACCAUAUUCUGAAGCUGGGAAACGAUUACAGAAUUUAUUUAUGGAAGAAGAUGAAUUUCAGCCUUUGAUUUUGUCUCCAGAUAUAAGGGAAUUCCUUGGUCUCAAUAGAUAGGAUGAAGAAAAUUAAAGACAGCUACAUUGUAUAUAGAUACCAUGAUUACAGCUGGGAGACAGAUGUUUAUGGAUGUCGGUGAAAAGAUGUUUACACAUGCUUAGACGAAACAGUAGAAAUAUGUAGAUAAAAGAAGUGAUGUAGGCAAAUGUGACUGGAUCGUUAGGAGAAAAUCAGGAAACAAAGAAAAAGAAUGAAAUCUUGAUGAAAUUUUAAACCAUUUAUUAAUAGAAGUAGGAACAUUUUUUUGUAUUCUAAUAUAGAUUUG
Molecule: messenger RNA, 850 nt
Organism: Mytilus trossulus (common blue mussel)
Lineage: Eukaryota; Metazoa; Mollusca; Bivalvia; Mytilida; Mytilidae
Exons: 3
Coding region: 94-582 (162 amino acids)
Source: RefSeq, a predicted model, not a curated record